CUCGAAUUGGUUUCGCUCUCGAGUUCUGGUUUUGUUUUUCACUCAAAACCCGUCGUUUGGAUCAACUUUUCGGUGAUAUCUUCGCCCGAAAUGCCGGCCAAUGAGUGUCCGUUCGACGACUCCUUCGAGUUCUGCGUUCGUCGCGCCAACGGAUCCACUGAUUGCCACUUCGAGUACGUCUUGGGUUUGACUCAUUUGAUGCAAAAGUUGGUCCAAAUCGAGGACAAUGUCGUCGACUUGUGGAUCAAGUCGUCGAAACAGUCGCGCAAUUGUCUGUUGACCGCAAUCUUCCGCUUUAUUCCCAACUGUGGUCUCGAAGUCUGUUCGCCGAAAGUCGUCGACUUGUGUCCAAUCGAUCACAAGAUAAGAAUGAGUUUCUAUGAGUUCUUGUGCUUCAGUGUCUGCCAACUGAUGAUGACUUUGAGUGCAAAUCAGAUGCCAUUUGUGGAACAGACGCUCUUCGAGAACCUCUUAUCCGAAGACUGUAUUCGCCAUCAGUUGGCGUCCGAUGUCUUGUGUUUCAUCUCUCGUUUCAAUGAGUCGUCAGCUCUUUGUUACCACUUUUGUUCACUUCUGAUGACUAUGUCUUCACAUAUCGACCACCGAUUGGUUCCCAACACCACAUCACUGCUCAACCGAUUGUUGCCUUUCCUGAAGCCUUCAGAACUCCAGUAUUUGAUCAGUGAUUACGAUCUCAUCAAACAUUCAAAGACAUGGAGUCUUCUGAACGUAUCCCUGGUUCUGUCGCCUCAAGAGAUCACCAAAACUGUUGACAGAUAUCAGACAUUCAUUGCUGAGGGAAGACCUCUCACUACACACGACUUGAAUCUGAUGUCUAAUCUGUUGACCACUCAUGCGGUCGACGACAAGACCCGCGAAAACACUUUUAUCACUAUUUUAGACAACUUUUCGCAAUCAAAUGACUGCAAACUGAACAUACAUUUCAUCGAUUUGUUGACUGUUUUGACGCCCAAAAGAUUCAAUGAUUUAAAUAGAAACCAAUUAAUGGACAAAAAUGUGAUCAAAACUUAUUUACAAAAUACGAUUGCAUUGGAAGUCAAGCCUCGAAGGUAUGGCAGAAGUGAUGACAACUCGAGUCCAAUGAAUGCGAAGAAUAAGAAUAAAAAGAGACGAAAAAUAGUCGACGAAUCGGAUGAAGACUUUGACGACAGUCUCGAUUUUAUGGUCGAAGCCAUGGAAGAGGGCUUUAAUGGCGCCGACACUCAAUGAGUCCUUGGAUUCAGUCGUCUUCCUCUUCAGGUCUAAGACUUCCGAACACUUCUCUCGGAACCAUCUUUUGCUGGAUAUCUGUUAGAAACAAACCAUUCAUUAGUUAUUAAUUAUUCGUAAAAUUUUUGGUAAUUAUUUUAAUUAUUUGUAAAUAAAAUACUAUUUUAUUAUAACUGAAA
Oppiella nova is the source of this 1409-nucleotide messenger RNA. Lineage: Eukaryota; Metazoa; Arthropoda; Arachnida; Sarcoptiformes; Oppiidae. The record is from the annotation of a GenBank genome assembly.